ACAAGGAGAUCGCCUGACUAGCUUGUUUUUGCGCGGGGUGUAUCGGACCCGAUGCCGUUUCGUCUUAUGGACGGUCGUUUGGCCCGCUCGUGACGCUACCUUUUCUUCCUACCAGUGGUUCUGCUUUUGGGCGGGUUAUCACUGUCCGACUUGCCUUUCUGGUCCUCUCUUGGCUUGUUCCCCUGUGGUUCAUCCACUUCACCGCGCCGAGCGUGUGUUUUGGCGGGUGCUUCAGCAGCCUCUGUUCCUCCAUGCGACCUGGCCCUUUUGCCAUCGUUUCGCCCACUACUUUUCCAUCAUCAGGACCGAGGGUGCACCAUCCCUUCCAUCACUCGGUCAGUGGUGGCGAGGGCACCUCACAGUCGGUCGGGCAUUUGACAUUUUUGUCAGCCCACUAUGGCUCAAAAAACCACAACAGCAAACCAGUCCGAAGAGCAGGCACAUUCGGGCAGUCGCACCUCGUCUGCCAAGGAAGGCACAGGAACAGCGAGCUCGGUCAAACAGUCGGCCAACUCUGACGGCUCGGGGCUCAUCCCGCCCUCGAUCCUGCCCAAAAUGUCUGACCGGUCAUCAAAUUCGACACCGGGCUCAGAAUCGCCACAGGCCCAGUCCAUGGAGAAGCCAUCGGCUGCUAGCUUGCAGCCGUCACAUUACGGCACACGGUCACGGAAUCGCACUGGCGCAGCACGACCAAAUUAUGCCGAGGACAAGGAUAUCGACCUAGAUAUUUUUGAUGCUUACCCAGCACAACGCAAAGAUGAUGACUCCAAAAAGCCGAGCACCAAGCAGCAAGGUGCACAGUCAACAGCGGUAGCAGCCAACGCAACCCAGCCUGCUGCACGCUCGAGCAAUGGCUCAUCAAGAAAGCCACUCCCAGAGGAUAAGCAGCUGAAUGGCGGCAAAGACGAGCAGCACGCCGCCACCCAGCCAUCAGCGGCAAAGUCUUCAUCGGCUAAUGGCACCGCUACGACAAACGGCGCCUCAAAGAGCAAGAAGCGCAAGGCUGCCGACGCCGCUUCGACGGCCAGCGGCAGUCAAACGCCAUCAGCGUCAAAUGGCACGUCAAUCUCCUCGGCUGUGCAAAAGCGCCUUGGAGUCAGUGGGCAAGGCACUGGAAGUGUCACGCCCAGCAGCGCUGGCUACGCAGAAACGAACAUGCUCACCUUUGAAAAAUGCAAGUCGAGGACUACCAAGGACGGGAAAAUGAUAGCCGACGAUGGGACAGUGCUCGAGGUGAAUGAUCAUGUCUACUUGGUCUGUGAGCCGCCUGGUGAGCCAUACUAUCUUGGCCGCAUCAUGGAGUUCUUGCACGUCAAGAACGACCCGGCCCUGCCAAUCGACGCGCUGCGCAUCAACUGGUACUACCGUCCCAAGGACAUCGGGCGCAAGGUGCAGGACACGCGUAUGGUCUUCGCAACGAUGCACUCAGACAUCAGCCCUCUGACGUCGCUGCGCGGCAAGUGUCAAAUCCGGCACAAGGCCGACGUCGAGAACCUCGCCAGCUACAAGCAGUCACCCGACUGCUUCUGGUAUGAGAAGUUGUAUGACCGAUACAUCCAGAAGAACUACGAGGUGAUCCCCACAAAGCAGGUCAUCAACGUGCCGGAGCACGUCAAGAAGGUGCUGGACGAGAGGUGGAAGUACGUGUUGACAGAACAGGGCCGCGGCAAGGAGCUGACCAGUGCGGUCAAAACGUGCAAGCGAUGCACCACCUACUGCGCGAACAACGACUCCGUCGACUGUGCCGUGUGUCAGAACACGUACCACAUGAACUGCGUUAAGCCACCCCUGCUCAAGAAGCCAAGCCGUGGCUUUGCCUGGUCCUGUGCCUCAUGCAGCCGCGCCCAGGAGCGCAAACUCGAGGCCCGCAACACACCCAAUGUCUCGGAUGCCCAAGCCGAUGUGGAGGAAGAUGAGGGCUGGGAUGACGAGGACGAAGAGAUGGGCGGUGUCGACGGCGUCGACACGGGCCGCACGAGUCGCACCAGCCCUGCCGAAGAGAACCUGCACCCGCCUCCAACCGCAGAGCAGAUUUACCACGCCAGCCUGUGGCCCUAUCGGUAUUUGGGGAUGCAUUGCAAAGUUGAAGACGCUCUUGAUCUGGACGACCGCAUCUUCCCUCGCGCGAGCACCCGGCUCGGCCUCCGCCACCAGGCAAUCGUGCCCGACUGGUACGGACGUCCGGUGCAAUACGUAAAGCCGCUCGAGUUCAAGAAAUCCGGCAAAAACAACAGCAAGCUCACGAAGGAGCAGCAAGCCCUUCUUGAGGCGGAGCGCAUCGAAAAGGAGAAGCGGCCAAAGUGGAUCCAGGACGAGCCCCCUGGAUACAUCGAGCGGGGCGGCGAUGAUACGUCGACCCUCCUCUACAAGCCUCCCGAAGACUGUGGCGUAAGCAUGUCCAGCGAGGCGCUUGACGAGUACAUGGACAAGGCGAGGUCGAUGGCGACUUCUCUGGGUCUGCCGCCCCGCUCGACCAACCUGCAGGAUGUUGCGAGGGACCUGCUCUUCCAAAGCGGCUUUGACCCGGAGAAAGCUCUUAAAGAGCUCGCCAAGGCCCCCAAGGCUCAGUUCAAGGAGCCCGAACUGACGCCGGCGGAACAAAAGAAGUUUGAGGAGGGUGUCGCCAAGUUCGGAUCCGAGCUGCACAGCGUCAAGAAACAUGUCAAGACUCUGAGCGCAGCCACCAUAACCCGUUACUAUUACACUUGGAAGAAGACAGAGCGCGGGAAACAGAUUUGGGGCAAUUUUUCGGGUCGCAAAGGCAAAAAGGACGCUAAGAAAGCGGAGGCAGCUGCGAAUAAGUUGGCCGAUGAUAUUGCCGACGAUCAUGACGACUCUGCCUUUGACACAGAUAAGGCCAGAGAGAAGAAGAAAGGAUUCAUGUGUAAGUUCUGCGGCACUAAGCAUUCGCGCCGGUGGCGACGAGCUCCGGUGGCUGCGGUGUCGACAGUCACGGAAAACGGCACCAAAAACGUUAAAGACAAGAAAGACCAGUACAUCCAGGCGCUUUGCCGGCGUUGUGCAGAGCUUUGGCGGCGGUAUGCGAUCCAAUGGGAGGAUGCGGACGAGCUGGCCAGGAAGGUGGCCCAAACCGGCGGCCGCGGGUGGAGGCGCAGGGUCGACGAGGAGCUGUACAGAGAACUGCUCGCGGCCGACGAGAUGAUGGACGACACCCGGCCCGCCUCACCGACUCCGACAGUGACGGCAAAACCGGGCAGUUCGGCUGCUGCUGCUCCGGAGCCCCCGCGCAAGAAACUGAAGGGGUUUACCGACAAGGAUACCGAAAAGACCCCGUCGGAGUCGGGCAGCGUAUCCGGUGCUGCGGCAUCAAAGAAGAAGGAGAAGGCGGCGGAGAAGCAUCAGCCUUCCCAACAACCCCCCGCCGGGCCGCCCCCUGUUCCGGAAAUUCCCAAACCACGGACGCUACCCUGCGCCGUCUGUGGGGAGAUGGAGCCGCUGGGAGACCAGCAUCUCUCAUGCAAAGAGUGUCGUAUGACGGUGCACCGGAAUUGCUACGGCGUCCUUGACAACCGUCCCGCUGGCAAAUGGACUUGCGAUAUGUGCCUCAACGACAAGAACCCGCAGUUGUCCAUACACUACAAAUGUGUCCUUUGUCCUGUGGAAUAUACUCCGCACGACUUUGUGGAGCCGCCCAAGAUCUCGAACUCCCACAAAAAGAAAACAGAGAAGGAGCGGGAGCGGGAGCGGAUGGAACGCGAGAAUGCCCAGAGAGCAGCCGAGUACUACCGCAAGAAGCAGGAAGAGAUGGGCCGCCCUGUCAAUCCUCGUGAGCCCCUGAAGCGGACCGCCGACAAUAACUGGGUGCAUGUGACCUGCGCUGUCUGGACGCCCGAGGUCAAAUUCGGCAAUGCGGAGGCGCUCAGUCCCAGCGAAGGCAUUCCCCUGAUCCAUCGGUCAAGGUACACUGAACUGUGCAAGGUCUGCAAGACGAAGAAGGGAGCGUGUGUGCUCUGCCACGCCUGCUUCAUGCCAGUUCAUGUGGAGUGUGCACACCAUGCCGGCUAUACCCUGGGUUUCGAGAUCACACCGGUCAAGGGCUCCCGCCGGGAUCAGUCCCGUAUCGUCACCAUCAACGGUGUGAACGGCGCAAUGUCAGCCCACGUGUGGUGCAAGGACCACACGCCGACUAAGACGACGGUGUAUCGGAUGUACGAGAUUAUGGAUGAGAGCGGAAUGACAGCCCUGCAGUUUUAUGCACAGAGUUUCAAGCAGGCUGACCUGACGCUGACGGGGUGUGCAAGGAAGGCGAACCAGAUUACGGUCGCUUCUAAGAUGUCGACUUCACCCACGUCGACCGCUGCCCACCAAAACCGGCGGGCUUCACUCGCCUCAACGGUCAACGGCGACCACGAAAAUGCAGGAUCGAGCGCUCUCCAGCCUGGCGGCAAGGUUUGCCUCACAUGUGGCAUCGAUGUCAGCCCCAAGUGGCAUCCAAUCGACCAGACGCAGGAGCGUGAACGAACCAACGGCUACUUCGGCAAUCUGGGUUCAGAGGCACAGAAGUUUGUCGAGCAGCGGAGCUUCCAGUGCCACAAAUGCAAGAAGACAGGCCGGCAACCAGUUAUUCACUCACCGCCUGUCAAGGAAUCGACACCCCCUCCAGAGCCCGCUCGUCAGGCCUCACAAGCAGCAGCUGCUGCGAUGCUGCCAGCUGUGCGUGCGGAAGAGCCGAGACAUUCUAGAGGGACGCUUGGAUGGCCCCCGGUCCCGGGCCCUUCUCCUGCUGUGCAGGCUCCGGUUCUUCAGGCUCCCGCACCGAGCCCUGUCGCCCACCCGGUUGGACCUCCCGCGGUACUGGCUCAGCCGGUGGCUCCGCCUCCGCUACCGCCAACUAUCGCCCCGCGGGCACCUCCGAUACAGCCUCCACCGUCGUAUGGACCGCCCCCUCGGCCCUUCGACUGGCAUCGGCCGCCGACAGGCCAUGGCCCGCCACCGCUCCAUCCGUCGCGCGAUGUCAACGGCCGCCCAUCCCCACCCCCGAGCUCCAUCCCGCCGCUCGCGCCACCUAACCAUCUCCGGCCCCCCGUCAUGAGCAUGUCACAUCCGGCAGUGCAAUCGCCACCGGCAAGCCAUAUGGCGCAACCUUCAUUUGUAAAUGGUGUGCCGCCGUCACCACACCACCUCAGUGGACCUCCCCCGCCAUCGCCCAACGGCGGCCCAUACCAUCACCACGCCCACCCGCCGGCGGAUCUACGACCCCAUCACAUGGUCAUGAACCCGAUUCCGCCCGUCGUAUCGGGCGCACCGCCCCCGCAGGAACUCUCACCGCCGCUUAAUUAUCUCAGACAGUGGGGACACCAGAACAGCCAUCACCACGGCGGCCCGCAUCAUCACGGCAGCCCGCCGCCGCCGCCCCUGAGAGACACCGGUUCUUCGGGUCAUCCUCCGGGUCCAUCUCCGCCGCCGAUGGGACACCGUGAGUCGGCUCAUCAGCCAGUCGGUCCGUCACAUCAGAGGGAGAAUCGGCCUGCUACCGGAGCCAGUGCGAGCCCGUCGUUGAGGAACCUGCUCUCCUAGUGGGACGAAUAUUGGGGACUAGCUUUGUUGCGUUUGGGAGCGGCGAAGUCGGCGAGAAGCUGGGUUGACUAGGACCUUGACAACUUGUAUUAUGAAUGUAUUCUUUUUCUCUUUUCGUUUCCGUUCUCAUGGGUGGGGAGAAUCAGGCAACAAAAAUCUUGUAGACAGCAGCUUUUCAUUUCGUUUUCUCCUCGCA
Chaetomium strumarium is the source of this 5734-nucleotide messenger RNA. RefSeq lists its product as uncharacterized. Gene Ontology annotation, biological process: histone catabolic process. The record is from RefSeq and is a predicted model, not a curated record. Lineage: Eukaryota; Fungi; Ascomycota; Sordariomycetes; Sordariales; Chaetomiaceae. Gene Ontology annotation, molecular function: ubiquitin-protein transferase activity; chromatin binding. The coding region runs from base 397 to 5538 and encodes 1713 amino acids. Gene Ontology annotation, cellular component: Lid2 complex. The transcript has 4 exons.